CGGAAAAAAAAAUAUAAAGUUUAUUGUUGUGUUGGGAUUCUAAAUGACCACUUCUCUUAUAAUUUAUAAUAUGCAAGCACUUACGGAACAAUGAAACGACAUAAUGAUGAUUUCAUGAUAUGCUAGGUCGAUGUUUUCCUUAUAAAUUGAAAAAUUCAAUUUCAGCUACGUCAAGAACGAGUUUUGGCAACUGUACAAAUAGUAUAAACAGUCUAGUACUGUAUAAAUAUGAAAAUUUCUUCCUUGGAACGUGUUAAACACUCGAUAUAACCGAAAACAUCGUGAAUUAAGAAACAAAAGGUUAUUUUCUACUGCAGAUUGAGUUAUAUUCACUGAUACAUUCUCACAGGAUUUGAACAUGACGCUAGCGGAUUUCACACCUGAAGAACAAGCAGUUAUAGAUGAGUUGAGGAGGCGAACAAUUGAUGACGUCACGCCAAUGAUGUUGGAAGAUAAUUACCUAUUUUAUCGCUUUGCUAAAGCUCGAGAUUAUAAUCUAACUGAAGCAGAAUCCAUGUUAAGAAGACAUCUCGUUUGGAGAAAAGAAUUUGGUCUCGACACAAUAUUGACAGAUUACACACCAUCAGAGGUUCUUGUGAAAUAUGUUUCCACUUGCUUGAUGUGUUUCGAUAAGACAGGAUGCACCGUUCGAUACAUUGAUUGCGGUCGAUUAGAUUGCAAAGGUUUAUGGAAUUGUGCCAAAAAGCAGGACUGUCUGAAGUAUUUUUCUUAUCGUAUCGAACAAGAUUUCCAGGAACUUCGGAAACGGAACGAAAAGCUUCAGAAACAAAUUUUCUUACCGAUAUUUAAUUUUGAAAAUCUGUCUUACGCUACUGCCACCAACAUGAAAACGCUUCAAUAUUGCUUAUAUUUUUUGAAGGGCUAUGUGGACAAUUUUCCUGAAAGACUGAAAUGUGCAUUGGUCAUCAAUGCUCCCUUUUAUUUUGUGUGGAUGUUUGCAGUUUUCAAGCAAGUCCUUCCUGCUGCAGUUCUUCAAAAAAUACGGAUCUACGGAGCAGACGGUUGGAAAGAAGAGCUCCUGAAAUUUAUCGACGCAGACGUUUUGCCUGCGUUCCUUGGAGGAAAUAAAACCGAUCCGGACGGUAACCCCCUCUGCAAAACCAUCGUAAAACAUGGAGAGCCAAUCCCUAAAAAAUAUUACAUGGCGAACGAAAAGAAAAAAUUGAGAGUUGGCUGUGAAAAGUUGACUAUCUUACCCUUCUCUAAAGAAGAGAUCAGCUUCGAAGUCAAAGAAGAAAAUUCGAAUCUCCAGUGGGAAUUCGAAGUAAAAUCCAGAGACAUUGACUUUUCCUUGCAUUUCAAAGGAGAUAAUUUUGAAAUUGUUGAACUUAUUCCCAAACAGAGAAUAGACACUAAUUUUGAAACUGAGAAAGGACUCUUUAAAUGUGAAAAAACGGGAACAUAUACAAUGUUAUUAGAUAAUACUUACAGCUGGAUUCACUCGAAAGAGGUAUAUUACAAAGCAGCAAUUAGACCUCCGAAUGAUGACAAAAACGAGCAGUGGGACUAGGACUGGAACAGGACGAAUAACAGUAGAAAAUGUUGAAGAAAAAAAACUAAGAAAAAGAUGAUAGAGCUUUGGCUGUAAUGUAAAAGGAAUAAACGUUUGUGUAA
Argiope bruennichi is the source of this 1635-nucleotide messenger RNA. Its product is annotated as retinal-binding protein-like. The record is from RefSeq and is a predicted model, not a curated record. The transcript is spliced from 13 exons. Lineage: Eukaryota; Metazoa; Arthropoda; Arachnida; Araneae; Araneidae. Gene Ontology annotation, cellular component: cytoplasm. Bases 359 to 1531 code for a protein of 390 amino acids.